AUGCUGCGGUGCCACGUGGUCGCCGUCCACAUUCCCGGGGCCACCGGCUUCGGUCCCGGUGUCCUGCUGUCCGUCUGCUUCCGAGGUGUCCCCAGGAGAACCCAGGUGGUGCCCGAGGAGCGCAGCCUCACCUGGAAUGAGGAGCUGGUGUGGCCGCUGGACACGCGUCCCCUGAGUGCCACGGACACGCUGGGCCUGCGCCUGCGCCGCGGGGACUGCCCGCUGCCCCAGGGGGACCUGGGUGCCACCACGGUGUCGUUGGGCCAGUUGGUGGCCAACCCCGGCCUGCCGAUGGCCGUCAGGGACAUCCCGCUGCUGGACCACCGGGAACGGCCCACGGGGUGCACCGUCACCCUCCGCUGCCACCACGACCCUCGCGGCGAGGCCGGGGACGUCGCUGUCACCACGGAGCACGCCCAGGUGGCCCUGGAGCCAGCGGGGGUGGCACCCGCCGAGAGGAAAGAGGAUUUCCAGGUCCGGGUGAGGGUCAUCAAGGGCCGCCAGCUGCGGGGCAAUGACAUCAAGCCCGUGGUGAGGGUGCAGAUCGGGAAGCAGACCUUCCGCAGCCGCAGCCGCAGCGGGAACGACCCCUACUUCAACGAGGUGUUCUGCCAGAAUUUCCGCCUGACGCCGGAGCAGCUGGUGGCACUGCCCAUCCAGAUCCAGGUGCUCCGUUCACCAAACAUCUGCACCAAGCCCGUCAUCGGCACCUUCGAGCUCGAUGUCGGCACCAUCUACUGUGCCCCAGGGCGCAGCCUGAGCGGGAAGUGGCUGAGCCUGCAGCACCCGCGGCACCGCGACGGCCGCUCGCAGGGCUUGCUGCAGGUCAGCCUGCUGGUGCGCCGCGCCGGCGAGCGCGCCCAGGAGCAGGAGGUGCUGGCGGGGGACGAGGACGUGGAGGCCAACCUGCUGCGGCCACCGCCCUGCGCCACCACGCUGCAGAUCCGCGUGUUCCGCGCCGAGGACCUGCCGCGGGGUGGGGACAGCGCGGUGGGGCGUGGGGACAGCGGGAACUGGGCGGAGCCGGCUCGGCCGUGCCUGGGCGGCGCCGGGGGCUCGCUGAAGGUCUCGGUGCGGGUCGGCUUUGCGGGCAGGACGCUCUGCACCCGCGGGGUGCCCGCCGAUGGCAGCGCCGAGUGGAACGAGGUUUUGUUCUUCCCGCUGCGGCUGCCCCCCAUCUGCGACGAGAUCCUGCUGGAAAUCCUGCGGGGGUCGUGCCGCAGCAAAGCCGUGGGCAGGGCCACCCUGAGGCUGUCCCAAAUCUCCCGGGAACCCGACGAGCUCGAGGAGGGGACCCCCGGGUUCUUCCCCUCCUUCGGGCCCAGCUUCCUGCCCUUCUACGGCCCCCGGCCGGACGCUGCCAGGCCCGGCCUCGUUUCCCAGCACUCGGGGCCGGUUUACCGGGGCCGGCUGCUGCUGGAGCUCUGCACCCACAUGGGGACCCCCCCCGGGCGCCAGCGCGACUCCGUGGCCCCCGUGGACGCCGAGCGGGCGCAGAGCCGCCUGCCCCGCUGCCGCCUGGGGCUCUGCGGGGUUUUCUACUCGGCCACGGCGGUGCCGGGCGGCCCCGAGGCGCUGAGCCUGGAGCUGGGCAUCGGGAACCUCUACCACCACCUGCCGUGGUUUGGGGACAAACCGGUGGCCGCUGUCACCUCGCUGUGGGAGGACGCUGGGCACCGCUGGGACAGCCUGAACCUCCUGCGAGCCCUGUGCCAGCGCCUGGAGAGGAACCUGGCCAAGCUGCAGGGACACGGCGGGGACACCGCCAGGGACAGGGGGACGAAGCUGCUGCAGGAGCUGGAUCGGGACUGCGAGGCCGCCCUGCAGUGCCUGGAGGCUCAGCCCGCUCUGACCGCCCUGGACCAGCAGCUCCGGAGCUGCCGGCGCCGCCUCCUGCGGCGGCUGCGACGCGAGGCCGGGGCCGACAGCGGUGGCCGGCACGGGGACACCUUGGGGACAGUGGCCCAGGGGUGGCUGAGGCGCGCGGCCGCGCUGGCCGUGGAGGUGACACCGAAAACCCCAAAUUGGGACAAAUCCCAACCCCACAGUGCCGCGGUUGGGUGUGCCCAGCGUCCCUUUGGGGCAGUUCCCGUCCCCGUUCCGGCGCCGCUCUCACGCCUGUCCCCUGUCCCUGUGUCCCCGCAGCCCCAGGCCGGUGUCCCCGACGUGCAGCUGUGGCUGCUGCGGGGCCAGCUGCGGGUGGCCUCGGCCCGUGUCCCCGCCACCGAUGUCCUGCACUCCCCGCGCGGCCCCGGCGCCUGCGGCCGCCUGUGCGGGAGGAUCCUCACCCUGUUCCUGGGCUGCGGGGACACGCAGGCCCAGGUGCGGGUCCGGCUGUGGCUGGGGCGAGUGGCCGAGAGCGGCGAGCUGGCCCGGCUGCUCGGGGGGAGCCUGCGCUUCUACAGCGAGACGUACGAGAACCAGACGCGGCUGUUGGGGAAAUGGGGACCCCGGAGGCUUUGGGGGCGCCCCGCGUUCUCCGACAGCUCCGGCCGGGCCGCGCCCCCCCCGGACGAGCUGCGGCCCCCCAAGGGCUGGCGCUGGGACGGGCCCUGGAGCGUGGAGCGGCCGCGGCGGGCGCCGGUGCAGGCGGAGGGCGCGGAGAGCGCGGUGCUGGAGGAGCUCUACGAGAACCAGAGCCGCGACCCCAGCGGGGGCUGGGCCAGCACGGCCAGCACGGACGCCGUGAGUGGGGGACAGCGUGGGGACAGCGCCGGUGACACCGGAGUGUCGCGGCUCAGCGCCCGCCUGGUUUUGCAGAAGGGAGUGGCGGUGCCACCGAAGGAGGAGGUGGCGUGUCCCCAGGGCUGGAGCGUCACCAGCGACUGGCAUGUGGACGUGGAGGGGGCCGUGGAUGAGGACGGUUGGCAGUACGGCGUGGGCACGGACGAUGGCAGCCCGCCGGCAGCGUGGCACGGCAAGGGACAGCAGUGCCACACCGUCCGGCGCCGGCGCUGGGUGCGGGUCCGCCACAGGGACAGCGACAGCCGGACACGGGAGCAGGACACGGACACCCGCAGCACCCUGGACCCCGAGGAGCUGUGGGAGGACGAGGCGUGGCAGCCCGAGUGCUUUUGGGGCUGCACCUUCCAGCCCAAGGUCCCGGCCGGUCCCCGGUGCCGCCGACGGCGCUGGCAGCGCAGCCUGGUGCCCGCCGAGCCCGCGGCCGUGGCACCGCUCUUCCUGCUCCAGGGAGCCCCGGACAUCGAGGAGCUGGCCCAGGACAGUCCAGAGGUGGCCCUGCAGCAGCCGCCCCCCUUCAUCCUCUGCACCUUCCAACGGCCCGGCCGCUUCCAGCUCCGCUGUUACAUCUUCCAGGCGCUGGAUCUGGCGCCCGGCACCGCCAGAACCUCCAUAGGUGGGACCCCCCCCGCCCCCCGGGCACCGCCCCGCCGGCCGCCCGGGGCGCUGACGGUGUCGCUGUCGCCAGAUGCCACCGCGCACGUGUCGUUCGUGUCGCGGAGCCAGCGCACGCGGGCGGUGCGCGGCGCGCUGGACCCGCAGUGGGAGCAGACGCUGCUCUUCCCCCGGGUGCCGCUGUUCGGGGACCCCCGAGGCGUCCGCCAGGACCCCCCCGCCGUGGUGGUGGAGGUGCGCGACCAGCGGGGACAGGGCACCGCGGCGCUCCUGGGCCGCUGCGUGUGCGCCCCGCGGGUCUGGCUGGACGCGGCGCUCCGGGAGCCGCCCCGGCUGCAGCCCCACCCGCUGCGGGGCCCGCGGGGCCCGGCCGGGGAGCUGCUGGCCGCCUUCGAGCUCCUGCUCGAGCCCGAGGACGGGUCCCCGGCUCCGCUCAGCCCCCCGCCCCUGAGGAAGGACGGGUUCGGCAUCCCCCCGGAGCUGCGGCCGCGCCUGCAGAGGGUGGCACUGGAGGUGCUGGCCUGGGGGCUGCGGGGGCUGCGCGGGGCCGUGCGGGAGCCGCGGCUGGAGCUGCAGUGGGGGGAGCAGAGCCUGUGGACCCCCCCGAUCCAGGACGUGGCCGCCAACCCCAACUUCUCCAGCAACGCCUUCCUGCUCACCCUGGUGAGGGGGGACGGGGCAGGGGAGCGGGCCUGGCCGUGGCCGCGGGUGACCGGGCUGUCCCCGCAGGCGCUGCCCGAGGAGGAGCGGUUCGUGCCGCCCAUCCGCCUGCGGCUCUGGCACGGCGCGGGCUCCGAGCGGCGGCUGCUGCUGGGCCAGGCCAGCGUCAGGGAGCUGGGCCGGUUCCGCUGCCCCCCGCCCCGCCAGGAGCAGCUGCUGGGCUCCGGCAGGCCCGGCAACGGCUCUCACACGGUUGUGUCAAUGCCAGACGAGCUCCUUUCCGUGCCCGUCUCCUCCAGCCCCUGCAGACGCUGGUGCUCCCUGUUCCUGGCCACAGCCCCGGCCAGGAUGGCUCAGGACCUGCUGGGCUACCUCAGGAACAAGCGGGCUGAGGAUGAGAUCUACGGCUGCGAGCUGGAGGCCGUGCCCGACUUCGAGGGGCUGCAGGAUUUCUGCCAGACCUUCCCCCUGUCCAAACCCGGCCGCGCCCCCGAGCCCGUGGGCAGCUUCAAGGGGCUGUUCCGCAUCUACCCCGUGCCCGAGGAGGCCGGGGCGGCCCCGGCGCCGCGCUGCUUCCAGCGGCUGCCGCCCCGCCAGCCGCAGCCCUGCCUGGUGCGCGUCUACGUCGUGCGAGCCUUCGAUCUGUCCCCCCGCGAUGUCACCGGGCUGAGCGAUCCCUACGUGCGGGUGGCGCUGGGCAAGCAGACGCUGGGACAGCGGGACCAGUACGUGCCCAACACCCUGGAGCCCGUCUUCGGCAGGAUGUUCGAGCUGACCGCCACCAUCCCCCUGGAGAAGGACCUGCGGGUGACAAUCAUGGACCACGACAAGGUGCCCCCGGACCAGGAGAUCGGCAGCACCACCAUCGACCUGGAGGACCGGCUGCUGUCCCAGCACCGCGCCCGCUGCGGGCUGCCCGCCCUGUACCGCACCGCGGGCCCCGCGUGCUGGCGGGACCAGCUGUGCCCCAGCCGGGCCCUGGAGCUGCUGGCGGGCACCCGGGGGCUGCCCGGGCCCCGCUUCAGCCGCGGCGGCACCGCCCUGAGCCUGGCCGGGCAGCGCUUCCAGCUGGGCCACUUCGAGCGGGGUCACCCCCCGCUGCGCCACGCCGGGGCCCCCCGGGAGCGCCUGGCCCUGCACGUGCUGAACCUGUGCGGGCUCGUCCCGGAGCACCUGGAGACCCGCGGGCUGCAGAGCCGCGCCCAGCCCGGCCUGGAGCAGGGCAAGGUGCAGAUGUGGGUGGACAUUUUCCCCGCCAGCCUCGGACCCCCCGGGCCCCCCGUGAACAUCGACCCCCGCAAGGCCGAGGGGUACGAGCUGCGCUGCGUGGUGUGGAACGUGCGGGACACGGACCUCAGGGACGUCAACCUGCUGGGCCAGCGCAUGAGUGACAUCUACGUGUCCGGGUGGCUGGACGGGCUGCCCGAGCAGCGGCAGCACACCGACAUCCACUAUCGCUCCCUGGACGGCAGCGGCGCCUUCAACUGGCGCUUCGUGUUCCCCUUCGAGUUCCUGGCGGCUGAGAAGCUCUGCGCCAUCCGCCGCAAGGAGCACGUGUGGAGUUUGGACGAGACGCUGCUGAAGGUGCCGCCCAAACUCAUCCUGCAGGUGUGGGACAAUGACAAGUUCAAGGCGGACGAUCUGCUGGGAAUUCUGGAGCUGGAGCUGACGCGGCUGCCCCACCCAGCCCGCAGCGCCCGCUUGUGCCGGGCCUCGCCGUCCGACCUGCCCUGCUUCUCCUGGCCCUGGCUGCUGCGGCGCUCGCCCCUGAACCUGUUCCGCAGGAGGAGGGCGCGGGGCUGGUGGCCCUGCACCAUGCAGGAGGACGGCGGCCGCCGGCGGCUCUCGGGGAAGCUGGAGCUCAGCCUGGAGCUGCUGUCGGCGCAGGAGGCCGAGGAGCGGCCGGUGGGGAAGGGCCGGGAGGAGCCCAACAAGCACCCGACGCUGCCCGAGCCCAGGCGCCCCAAGUCCUCGUUCCUGUGGCUGCGCUCGCCGCUGCGCCUCAUCCGCUACGGCGUCCGCUGGCGCUACCUGCUGUGGCUCGGCGUGGGGCUGGCGGCGCUCCUGCUGCUCCUGCUGCUCCAUUCCUUCUUCCCGGUCAGCACCGCCCCACGAGCGCGCCGCUGCCGCCCCCGAGCGCGCCCUGAGUGCCCCGUGUCCCCCCGCAGGGCUCCCUCACGGUCAAGGUGGCUGACCCGCGCCAGCUCCUGCCGGCCACGGAGCGCCGCGGGACGGCACGCUGAGGAGGAGCCGCCCGGUGGCCCGGUUUCCUGGCUCGGAACCCCGUCCUGAGCCGCUCUGGGUGUCCUCGGUGGGUUCUCCAGCCAGGAGGGGAUCGCUGGAGGAGCUGCCCAUGGGUGUUCCCUGCUAACAAAGCCGCGUCCCAGCAGCACCGGAGCAUCGUCC
Molecule: messenger RNA, 6423 nt
Organism: Motacilla alba alba
Lineage: Eukaryota; Metazoa; Chordata; Aves; Passeriformes; Motacillidae
Product: myoferlin-like
Exons: 47
Coding region: 1-6309 (2102 amino acids)
Biological process (GO): monocyte activation involved in immune response; negative regulation of phagocytosis; vesicle fusion
Cellular component (GO): cytoplasmic vesicle; T-tubule; membrane
Molecular function (GO): calcium ion binding; calcium-dependent phospholipid binding
Source: RefSeq, a predicted model, not a curated record